Artibeus jamaicensis (Jamaican fruit-eating bat) is the source of this 6408-nucleotide messenger RNA. It is a transcript of the gene ANKRD27, whose product is annotated as ankyrin repeat domain 27. Gene Ontology annotation, molecular function: guanyl-nucleotide exchange factor activity; SNARE binding. Lineage: Eukaryota; Metazoa; Chordata; Mammalia; Chiroptera; Phyllostomidae. Gene Ontology annotation, cellular component: early endosome; neuron projection; plasma membrane. Gene Ontology annotation, biological process: neuron projection morphogenesis; early endosome to late endosome transport. The transcript is spliced from 29 exons. The coding region runs from base 169 to 3411 and encodes 1080 amino acids. The record is from RefSeq and is a predicted model, not a curated record.
CCAACGGUGGAGUAAGUGAGUGGGUGGUGGAGUGGGGCUACCCGCUGGGGUGGUGGGUCCUGAGGCUAGGUCCCAGGGGCAGGGAGUUGUCGCCGCAGCUUCGGGAAGGGCAGAGAGUGAAACUAUGUAGCGUUUUAAGAGCCUCACUUUGCCCCAUCUGAAGUCCAUAUGGCUCUUUAUGAUGAAGAUCUUCAGAAAAAUCCUUUCUAUCUGGCCCUUCAAAAGUGGCGUCCUGACUUGUGCAUCAAGGCGGCCCAGACCCAUGGCGUGGUCUUAGUACCCUGCAAAGGAAGCCUGACAAGCAGUGUUCAGUCUACCUGUCAGUUCGAGUCCUAUGUUUUGAGACCAGUGGAAGAACACUUUCAGACCUUAAAUGGAAAGGAUGUCUUUAUACAAGGAAACAGGAUUAAAUUAGGAGCUGGUUUCACCUGUCUUCUCUCAGUGCCCAUUCUCUUUGAAGAAACUUUCUACAAUGAAAAGGAAGAAAGUUUCAGCCUACUGUGUAUAGCCCAUCCAUUGGAAAAGAGAGAGAGUUCAGAAGAGCCUUCAACAUCCUCAGAUUCCUUUUCCCUGAAAACCAUCGAAGAUGUGAGAGAGUUUUUGGGAAGACACACAGAAAGAUUUGAUAAGAACAUUGCCUCUUUCCAGCGAACAUUCAGGGAAUGUGAAAGGAAGAGUCUCCGUCAUCACAUAGACACGUUGCAUGUCCUGGGUUUGGCGCUAUGGCUUUGGAUUUCGAGAGUGACCUGUCUCUCUACUCUUGCACAGGACUCUGUGAAUGCUCUCUACACCAAAUGCCUCCAGCACCUUCUGAGGGACUCUCACCUGAAAAUGCUUGCCAGGCAUGAGGCCCAGAUGAACCUGAUGAAGCAAGCAGUAGAGAUGUACGUCCAACAUGAUAUUUAUGAUCUGAUCUUUAAAUAUGUGGGGACCAUGGAGGCAAGUGAGGAUGCUGCCUUUAACAAAAUCACAAGAAGCCUUCAAGAUCUUCAGCAGAAAGAUAUUGGUGUGAAACCUGAGUUCAGCUUCAACAUACCCCGUGCAAAGAGAGAACUGGCUCAACUGAACAAAUGUACCUCCCCGCAACAGAAGUUGGCUUGUUUGCACAAGGUGGUGCAGCUCAUCACACAGUCUCCUAGCCAGAGAGUUAACUUGGAGACUGUGUGUGCCGAUGAUCUGCUGUCAGUCCUGUUAUAUUUGCUUGUGAAAACAGAGAUCCCUAAUUGGAUGGCAAAUUUGAGUUAUAUCAAAAACUUCAGAUUCAGCAGCUCAACAAAAGACGAAUUGGGAUACUGUCUGACCUCAGUUGAAGCUGCGAUUGAAUAUAUCCGGCAAGGAAGCCUCUCGGUUAAACCACCGGAGUCUGAGGGAUUUGGUGACAGGCUGUUCCUUAAGCAGAGAAUGAGCUUACUGUCUCAGAUGACUUCAACUACCAUUGACUGCCUCUUUAAGCACAUUGCUUUAGGUAACCAAAAGGAAGUGGAAAGACUUCUGAGCCAAGAAGACCAAGAUAAAGAUGCCAUCCAAAAGCUGUGCCACCCUCUGUGCUUCUGCAGUGACUGUGAGAAACUUGUCUCCAGGAGGCUGAAUGAUCCCUCAGUUGUCACUCCAUUCUCCAGAGAUGACAGGGGUCACACCCCACUCCAUGUGGCUGCCCUCUGUGGACAGGCAUCCCUCAUUGACCUCCUGGUUUCCAGAGGUGCUGUGGUGAACGCCACAGACUACCAUAAGUCCACGCCGCUCCAUCUCGCGUGUCAGAAGGGCUAUCAGAGUGUGACGCUGCUGCUGCUGCACUAUAGGGCCGGUGCUGAUGCGCAGGACAACAGUGGCAACACCCCACUCCACCUGGCCUGCACCCAUGGUCAUGAAGAUUGUGUGAAGGCUUUGAUCUACUAUGAUGUGCAGUCCUGCAGACUCGAUAUUGGUAACGAGAAAGGAGACACUCCCCUACACAUAGCUGCGCGCUGGGGUUACCAAGGCAUCAUAGAGACAUUGCUACAAAACGGAGCAUCCACAGAGAUCCAGAACAGACUGAAAGAAACGCCCCUCAAGUGUGCAUUAAACUCAAAGAUUCUGUCUAUAAUGGAACACCACCAUCUGUCCUCUGAAAGGAGGCAACAGUCUUCAGAGGCUGCUUUGCUGCAGGUCCCUGUGCCACCCCCUCAGCAUUCCAUGGACUCCAUCAGCCAGGGGUCUUCCACCUCCAGCUUCUCCUCUGUGUCUGCCACCUCCAGACAAGAGGAGCCCAAGAAGGACUACAGAGAGGUAGAAAAACUUUUAAGAGCAGUUGCUGAUAGAGAUCUAGAAAUGGUGCGUUACCUUUUGGAGUGGACAGAAGAGGACCUGGAUGAUGUGGAUGAUGCUGUCAGUGUUGCGGAUCUUGAAUUUUGUCACCCGUUGUGCCAGUGCCCAAAAUGUGCUCCGGCGCAAAAGAAGCUGGCAAAGAUUCCUGCCAAUGGGCUUGGUGUGAACGUGACCAGCCAGGACGGCUCCUCCCCACUGCAUGUUGCUGCCCUAUAUGGUUGGGCGGAACUCAUCCCCCUCCUUUUGAAGCAUGGUGCCAGUGUGGGUGCCAGAAACACAAACCAGGCUGUCCCACUCCACCUGGCCUGCCAGCAAGGCCACUUUCAGGUGGUGAAGUAUCUAUUAGAUUACAACUCAAAACCCGAUGAACAGGAUGUAAGUGGAAACACUCCCCUCCUUUAUGCCUGUUCCAGUGGCCACCAUGAAGUCGCAGCACUGUUGCUACAGCAUGGGGCCUCCAUUAACAUCGCUAACAACAAGGGCAACACAGCACUGCACGAGGCUGUGAUAGAAAAACACAUCUUUGUUGUGGAGCUUCUGCUUCUUCACGGGGCAUCAGUUCAGCUCUUGAACAAGAGGCAGUGCACAGCUAUAGAUUGUGCUGAGCAGAAUUCAAAAAUAAUGGAAUUACUUCAGGUAGUACCAAGCUGUGUGGCCACAUUAGAUGAUGUUGGUGAAACAGACCACAAGGAAUACGUUACUGUUAAGAUCAGGAAAAAAUGGAACUCAAAAAUGUAUAAUCGACAAGAUGAACCUUUUACAAGACAGUUUUACUUUGUCCACUCAGUUGGUCAGUUUAAGGGAAGGACUUCAAGGGAGAUUAUGGCAAGAGAUAAAAGUGUCCCUAAUUUUACUGAAGAUUCUUUGCAUGAGCCAGGGAUGGAAGAAGUCACAGAACAACAGAACAACCUGUCAGACCAGAACAGAUCUCAGGCUGCUGACAGAGGAGACGGUGACACGCCUGAGAGGCAUGGACUGAAACAAACUGUUCCUGGAAACAGGCGGAUGCUUUGCAGACAUACUGUCAGUGAUGCAGUUGUACAGAAGGGCCCAGAGACUGCCAGCAACCUCCCCAUUCCCCAAGAGGCUAGUAUUUCCCAGUCUUAACAGUAAUAAGGAAUUAAUUUGGCUGCCAAGAAGUGAGUCCUUAGCAAGAAGAUGCUGAGCAUGAAUACAGCUUAAAACUAAAUGUACUUUGGCUUGAGAAAAAGCAGAAAGUUCCUAAAAGCUUUUCCAUGGCUGGAAAAAUACAGCAAAGAAAAUGAUCACCAUCUCUUUUCUCUUCAGAGCUAAUGAAUAUGCUUGAAAAGGACUACACAAAAAUUCUAGUAGUGUCCAGUUCUUUAAGACUAGGGUGUAUGAUUAUUUUUUUUAUUUUUUAGCAUUUAAAAAAAUUUUUUUAAAUAUAUUUUAUUGAUUAUGCCAUUACAGUUGUCCUAUUUCCCCCCUUCAUUCCCCUCUACCCUGCACACCCCCUCCCCCACCAUUCCCCCCCCUUUAGUUUAUGUCCAUGUGUCUCAAGUUCUUUAGAUUCUAUAUUUCCAAUACUAUUCUUGCCCUCCCCCCUAUCUAUUUUCUACCUACCAUCUAUGCUACUUAUUCUCUGUACCUUCUCCUCCUCCCACUCCCCUGUUGCUAACCCUCCAUGUGAUCUUCAUUUCUAUGGUUCUGCUCCUGAUCUAGCUGUCCUCUCAGUUUACUUUUGUUUUAGGUGUGGUUGUUAAUAACUGUGAGUUUGUUGUCCUUUCACUGUUCAUAUUUUUUAUCUUCUUUUUCUUCGAUAAGUCCCUUUAAUACUUCAUAUAAUAAGGGCUUGGUGAUGAUGAACUCCUUGAAUUUGAUCUUAUCUGAGAAGCACUUUAUCUGCCCUUUCAUUCUAAAUGAAACCUUUGCUGGAUAGAGCAAUCUUGGAUGUAGGUCUUUGGAUUUCAUGACUUGGAAUACUUCUUUCCAGCCCCUUCUUGCCUGUAAGGUCUCUCUUGAGAAAUCUGCUGACAGUCUGAUGGGAACUCCUUUGUAGGUGACUGUCCCCUUAUCUCUUGCUGCUUCUAGGAUUCUCUCCUUCAUUUUUAUCUUGGCUGAUGUCAUUAUGAUGUGCCUUGGUGUGUUCCUUCUUGGGUCCACCUUCUUUGGGACUCUCUGAGCUUCCUGGAUUUCCUGGAAGUCUAUUUCCUUUGCCAGAUUGGGGAAGUUCUCCUUUAUUAUUUGUUCAAAUAAUUUUUCCACUUGUUGCUGUUCCUUUUCCCCUUCUGGUACCCCUAUAAUUCGGAUGUUGGAAUAUUUUAAAAAUGUCCUGGAGGUUCCUAAGCCUCUCCUCAUUUUUUUGAAUUCUUGUUUCUUCAUCCUUUUCUGUUUGGUCAUUUUUUUUUUCCUUCUGGUCCACUCCCUUGAUUUGAGUCCCAGUUUCCUUUCCAUCACUACUGGUUUCCUGUGCAUUUCCCUUCAUUUUUCAAUUAGUUCAGCCUUCAAAUGUUCCUCUAAUUUGUGAUUAAAAUCAACCAGUUUUGUGAGCAUCCUGAUCACGAAUGUUUUGAACUGUACAUCUGAUAGGUUGGCUAUUUCUUGGUCGCUUAGAGUUAUUGGCUCUGGAGCUUUGAGUUCUUCUUGAGCCAUAAUGAUUUGGUUUGUUCACACCUGUUACAUAUGAGUGGCAGAGCCUUAGGUGUUCACCAGGGGGGGCAACUCAGUCGUUCGGUUGUGAUGCUGUAUGUGGGGGCGGGGUCAGAGAGGGGCGAUGGUGGUGCCCUCUGCUGCUUCCCGCCACUGGGGCCUGCAUGGUCUGUCUCACUGCUCGCUCCUUCGCCUGGUUUAUCUGAGUGCGAAUGUGUGGCUGCGGUCAGCCUGUCACUUUGCGCCUUCAUUGGGUCUGCCCAUUACAACCCCACACCUGGGAUCUGCCAACCGCCACCGGCACUCCUGUGUCAGUCUGGCCGAUCUUUCCUGUACGAACCCACUCCACCCCUCUUACCUGAUCACGUGGCUGAAGUCUGGCUGAAGGGUUCGUUGUUGUUGGAAUUCUGUAUAGUUCAAUUUUCUGUGUUUUGGUUGCGUGGUUUUUUUUACUAAAACUUUGUUGUCUUUAAAAUUGGUUGUGCGAGGAGGCACAGUGUUUCCACCUACACCUCCCCAUCUUGGCCAUGAUUCUUUUAAAAAAUAUUUUAAUUGAUUUGAAGAAACAUGGAUUUGUUGUUUCACAUAUUUAUGCUUUCAUUUGUUGAUUCUUACAUGUGCCCUGAUCAGGGAUCAAAUGCACCGCCUUGGUGUAUCAGGACGCCAAGUUGAGCUACCCAGCCAGAUUCCUUGGUUACAGUGAGAGGUUUCAUCACCAGAUUCUGAUCUCCUGCUAAAAGGUUCUAAACCUUUGUGACAUAUAUUAAAUUAAAGCUAAAACAAUUCCACCAUGUGCGAUGAGCUGAAGGGAAGCGGUUUAGGUUUUAUGGUACUAUGGAGGCCAGGCAGAAACGUCACAUUUGAAUGAAGAAAAUAGGACCUGGAAAAUGUUCCUUUGCAAAGCAACACUUGAAUCCAAAGAUGCCUAAAUGCCAUUUUGAUAUUCAUUUGGACAUAUAUGACCUGUUUGACACUAUGUAUGUGGGGAAAGGUGGGUAUAAUUUUUCUAAAACGAAGUACGUACAGAUAUUCGGUCACUGCACAUGCGCACCUGUAGCAAUGUCUUUAGAAACACCCUUUCCAUUAAGAGCCUUCCCUUAAAAGUCACAUCUGAGGAUAGUGGUAACAGAAGGUAGAUUUGGCACAUCUUUCUUAGUCUUUUAAUUCAGAUUCAAAACUUACAGCACAAACCAGGUCAAAGUAACUUUGAGUUAGAAUUUAAUGCUAUUUAUUCCUUUUUAUGAAUUUCUAUAAAUUAUACUUAUUUUUUUAUGUUACUUGGUCUAGUCCACAAACAUGGGUUUGCCCUAAGUACAUUUUCAAAUAACUUUGUAAUAGGGAAAUGGCUUGGUGUGUGUUCUUAGAAAUACUUGUGUAUGUAAAGGGAGGGGCUGAUUAUUUUUCUACAAAGUAAUUUAUGAUUUCUAAUUUUCUAAUGUGCCUUGGGUAUGUGCCAAAUGAUGGAAAAGAAACAGUAAACUUUAUGAUUCUUGA